ACCAGGCGGACAAUCGAGUCGUCAGUUAUUCCAUAUCGACCUGAACGAAGGGAGUUUAGGUGUCGGAUAAGGUCUCCAACGGUCCUUCACCCCCUAAAAUCUCUGUCAGCGAUGGAGACUUGGGCUGGCUUCUGCCCAGGUUUGCACUUAUCUCUGAGUAUCUGGCUGAUGAUAGCCGCUCAUACCCUGCAAAAUACCAAGGCGGAGAUAACUUGCGCAUCUUGCCCGUCGCCAGUUCAACUUCACCUGGAGAAUUUGCAGCUGGGGGUGCGCGCUGAGCCGACGGAGCAGCCGAGCACUCUGAAAAGCAUCCGAGUAGAGUUCAGGCAACUCGGGGUUACCGACCAAAAUAAUGGAGUGGACGACGAGCACGAGACAGGCGUUCCUGUCGAGGAUGUCCCCCAGUUGCCUCUAGAUAUCAGUUUGGAUGGAGUUAGCGCAAAGGGAGACGCACCGGGGUCCGAUGAGGAAUAUCAUCAAGGCAGUGAUAAUGCGGGGCACCCCGAGCAGGGUGAGGAUGCUGCGCUCCGGAGGGCGAGAAGAAGCGGUCCCGAGUUUGCUGAGUUCGGCGUGAACGGGUGGACCGGCGUGGAUGCGGACGCUUCCGAGGAUCGGGGCUCGUUGUUGGACGCACACAGGCAGGGGAGGUCCGAGUUCAGAUGGAACAGGGACGAAGGGAGAGGGAAUAACCGGCAGGAUGAGCCAAGGCUCACCAGCAGCACCUUCGCUCUAACGGGGGACUCUGCGCAUAACCACGCGGUGGUCUACUGGUCUGGGCAAAACAGCAGCGUGAUACUGAUUCUGACCAAGCUGUACGACUUUCAUAUUGGCAGUGUAACUGAGAGCACUCUUUGGAGAUCCACCGACUAUGGCUCCACAUAUGAGAGGAUGAAUGACAAAGUAGGAUCCAAGACUGUCCUGAGUUACCUAUACGUCUGUCCAACUAACAAGAGAAAGAUCAUGGUGUUGACAGAUCCGGAGUUUGAGAGCAGCGUGCUCAUCAGUUCUGAUGAGGGAGCCAGUUACCAGAAGUACCGCCUCACUUUCUACAUCCUGAGCCUUUUAUUCCACCCCACUGAAGAGGACUGGGCCUUAGCCUACAGUCAUGACCAGAAGUUGUACAGCUCUGUGGACUUUGGGAGAAAAUGGCAGCUCAUCCAUGAGCAUGUCACGCCGAACAGAUUCUACUGGUCUGUCUCAGGCCUAGACAAGGAGCCAGAUCUGGUCCACAUGGAGGCUCAUACACCAGAUGGAAAUGUGCAGUAUGUCACGUGCAGAGCUCAGAUGUGCACAGAAGCGAACAGGAACUAUCCAUUCCCUGGAUACAUCGACAUCAGCUCUUUGGUGGUUCAAGAUGACUAUAUAUUCAUACAGGUUCCUACAUCUGGACGAGCCACCUAUUAUGUGUCCUACAAGAGGGAGUCAUUUAUACAAACCAAACUUCCCAAAUAUUCCCUGCCUAAGGAUUUACACAUUGUCAGUACUGAUGAGAAGCAGGUAUUUGCGGCGGUGCAGGAAUGGAACCAGAACGACACCUAUAACCUCUACUUGUCCGACACCAGAGGAAUCUACUUCACCUUGGCCAUGGAAAAUGUCAAGACCACUAGGGGCAUUGGAGGGAACCAGAUGCUGGACCUCUAUGAGGUGGCAGGAAUUAAAGGCAUGUUGAUUGCUAACAUGAGGCAAGACAACCAGGUCAAGACUUACAUCACCUACAAUAAAGGCCGGGACUGGAGGCUCCUGCAGGCUCCUUCUGCUGACCUGGAUGGAAACGACAUCCACUGCAUACUGCCAUUCUGUUCACUCCAUCUUCAACUGCAAACGUCAGAGAACCCAUACUUGUCAGGAACGAUCUCCACCAAGAGUUCUGCACCAGGAAUAAUAGUUGCCACAGGAAAUAUCGGAGCUGAGCUGUCUUACAACAACGUCGGCAUGUUCAUAUCUUCAGAUGCUGGCAACAGCUGGAGACAGAUUUUUGAAGAGGAGCACAACAUGUGGUUUCUGGACAAAGGAGGGGCCCUUGUUGCUGUCAAACAGCCGUCAGUGCCAACUAGGCACUUAUGGGUAAGCUUUGACGAGGGGAGGCAGUGGACUGAGCACAGCUUCUCCUCGGUGCCUCUGUUCGUGGACGGAGUCUUGGUGGAGGCUGGAGCCGAGAACCAAAUAAUGACCUUUUUUGGACACUUCAGCCACCGUUCUGAGUGGCAGCUCAUCAAGAUAGAUUACAAGUCCAUCUAUAGCAGGAAAUGCACUGAGGAAGACUAUCAAACCUGGCACUUACAUAACCAAGGUGAGCCAUGCGUGAUGGGACAAAAACAAAUUUACAUGAAGCGCAGGCCUGGAAAUUACUGCAUGCUGGGAAAGGACUACUCCAGAAUCCUCUCAGCGGAGUCCUGUAUUUGCCGAGCUCAUGAUUUUGAAUGUGAUUAUGGAUAUGAGCGGCGUGGUGACGGGAACUGCCGGCCUGCCUUCUGGUUCAAUCCCUCCACUGUCUCCAGAAGCUGCAGCCAGGGUCAAAACUACCUCAACAGCACUGGGUACCGUAAAGUGGUGUUGAACAAUUGCACUAAAGGAGUUAAGGAAAUGUACACAGCCAGAAAGCAGCAGUGCCCCAAAAGACCUCCUAAAGGACUCCUGCUGACCACCAAGGAUGGCAAACUCACUGCCAAUCUGGGCAGCAACGUGACCUUCCUGGUACAUCUGGAUGAGGGUGACUCCUUGCAGACUAACAUCCAGCUGGAUUUUGGUGACGGCACAGCCGUGUCCUACUCCAACCUGAGCUGGACUGAGGAGGGGAUCAAACACAUCUACAAGUCCGCUGGGAUAUUCCGUGUCACAGCGCUGGCAGAGAACACGCUGGGUUAUGAUACCACCACACUCUUCCUGCAUGUCACAUGCCCAGUGGAGCAUGUGCAGCUCCUUACUCCCUUUGUGGUCAUAAGGAACAAGGAGGUGAACAUCACAGCAGCGGUCUUACCCAGCCACUCACGCACCGUCACCUACUUUUGGUGGCUAGGCAACAACACUGAGCCAGUGAUAACGCUGGAUGGGAGUAUCUCUUACACCUUCCCCACUGAGGGAAUGCACACCAUCACAGUCCAAGUGGCUGCAGCCAACACCAUAUUGCAGGAUACAAAGACCAUAGCAGUCAAAGAGUUCUUCAAAUCGCUACUUUUAUCUUUCUCCCCUAAUCUGGACGAGUUCAACCCUGACAUACCCGAAUGGAGACAGGAUGUGGGGAGAGUAAUUAAGAAGGCUCUGCUCCAAGUGUCGGACUUCCCGGAGGAGCAGCUCUUGGUAGCCGUGUUCCCAGGUGUUCCAACAGCUGCUGAGCUCUUUCUGUUACCUCACAAGAACCAAUCAGAGGGCAAGAAAAAGAGUGAGGAGGAGCUAGUGCAGGUAUCGGAUAAAAUUGUCAGCGCGCUGAACCAAAAUUUGGUGGAGUUUGAGCUCAAGCCUGGUGUGAGGGUGAUCGUGUACAACACACAGCUAACACUAGCACCCUUGGUGGACUCUAACCCCAGACACAGCAGCUCAGCCAUGCUAAUGCUCUUAUCAGUGGUGUUCCUGGGCCUGGCAGUGUUCCUCAUCUACAAAUUCAAGAGAAAAAUACCUUGGAUCAACAUAUACGCCGAGGUGAACCAGGAGAAGGAGCAGGAGAUGAUUGGCUCGGUGGGCCAGGGUGACAGCACACCUAAAAUCACUCUGAGCGAGUUCUCCACAUCCAAAGAACUCAUGGAGAAGGAACUGGAUGCCAGGGUCAAACGGGGAGUCGGUAAUGCCUGCGAGAGCACAAGGGAGAUUCCAAACUGUACUAGCGUGUAAAGCCGGAGAGCGACAGUUCAUGUACAGAGCGAAGUGUUACAGUGUCGGGGUUCUCUGUUUCUGUUUUGUAAUUCUCAACACAACUGAUGUUAAUAGUUUUCUAAGGGACCUCAUUUAUACAGCACGGUUGCACGGAUGCCUCGUUCAGCAACAUCCACGCAGCAAUUGUCAAUCUACUCAAUGAGAUCAUUGUAAUUACUGGCAAAACUUACCAGUUUUGUGGAUGUAUAAGCUACAUAACAACAUUCAUUUGCAGAGUGAAAUAUCGUUCGUCAAAACCUAUGAAGAGUUCUGUAAAUUUCUUAAGGAAUUUGCUUUGAAAAUCAUUUCCGCCUAUAUAUAGACUAUAAUGUCUGAGUCUUCAGUCAAACAGGGAAUAUUAUUGAAAUGUACAAUAUUAUCAUCUGUUCUGUUAAAUGUAUAUAUCAUUCAUUUCUACAUGCUCGUAGUCUGAGUACCAUGGCAACGACAGAAGAUCUGACAAUGGUCUAUUUUGAAAGUGUGUGAAAAAGUCAAAAAUUACUUAAAGAAAUCAACUUUGUUUUGCUUAGGUCCUUGACUUGUGCAUGUUCUUUUUGAGGACACAAUUUCUGUGUUGUAGAUAAGCAAGUGUUGUAAAUAGUUUUUUUCUAUUCAUUCAACAAAAAGAAAAAAAGCCCAAUCAAUUUUGUUCAGACUUCUCUUUUGGUUUCAUUUUCUUCAGUUACUGUUGGGCAAUAUGUAUCUAGUAGAAAGGGUUUAUCUGUUAACGCAGGUAGAGCUGUGUUGGUAUAUGACAGGUUUAACUUCCCUCCAUUUCCCUGGAAAUAAAAUAAAAAAAGAUCAACGUGAACAUGAUCAUGUUCAAUAUAUUUAUAUUUUCAUUAGACAUAUUCAAUAGAUAUCCAGACACUUUUACAUAUACGACAGACUUUAAAAAUGUUUUGCCGUUAGCAUAAAUGGAUUACAUCCUGCCUCUGAAAGCUCUGAUUUAGCCACACAACAAAAGCUGAAUCAGUUAUAAUGAAUAUUAUGAUGUGGCAGCCAGUGAUCAAAUUCAGAAUGUUCACUUAUUUGAAAUAUGAUGAUAUUCAUUUCAAAAUGUGAAAUGUGAAAUUACAGUUCAUGUAUGCAUCUUCUUAAAUAACAAUAGAUGUAUGUUUGGCUUCUGAUAGCUCAGGGGUCUCAAACUCAAAUUAUCUAGGGGCCACUGUUGGUAUUGUCAUCACACUAAGAGGGCCACUACAGCAUUAAGUACGACAAGAAAGUGCAAUAUUUCUGAAAAUGUAGUUUUGUAUUUUAUUAUCAACAUACAAAAUGCAAACUUGCAUUUGUAUAUGUUUUUAAAGGUCACUGCAAAUCUUCUUUCCCCUACUCUUAAAUAACUUAACAGAUGAAAUACAAUUACACUUUCUUUUUUUUUUGCCAGACACUUUGCAGCACUCUUGCUCAUAUUUUCCUUUAUAUUUAGCCAAAUAUAUGUAUACAGAAGUAUACAUCUGUAUGCACAUUGGUUUUUGCCAAACUUGUGCAACUCUUUUUUCCUAAUAAAUAACUUACUUACACCUUGAAUUAGGCUUGCUGUGAUAGUCUGUGUUCCUGGUAUUACACUGUGGUCGGGCCUAUAUGGCAGUAACAUUACCCGACCACUGCCCCACCACCAUUAUGCAUUUUAAAAAAAUCAAUGGUCAGACAACAAACACUAGGUUUAGUUUAGUGCCAGGAGAGCCCUUUGACAAGACAAUGGUGGAGGAUUUGUUAGCAAAGCAAGAAGCAAAAGCUCCUGUUUGGCAAAUAUGAGUUAAACUCAGUCAAAAGCUGAUAACACUAAUGGGGGAAGAAGAGUUGUUACUGUUGUAGGUGUGCAUCCUUUUACCUGCAAGUACAGCUGAGGCUAAGAGGAAUACAUUUAUUUAUGAAUUAAUUAAUUAGACAUUUGGUCAUAAGUCUUAGGCAAAUGAAAAGAUGAUAAGUUAAAAGGGCUCCAAUGAUUUUAUCCUGAGAGGAGCAUGUGUGAAAUAAAAGAAACAUCUGUCCAUUGAACACAUCCUCAUACCUGAGUAGACUCAAUAUCUCAACUGCCAGUGACUCCCAAAACUAACUAUAUCACUGUUCCCAGUACAACAUGACUGUUGCAUGGUACUGUCACAGUUUGGUAUGGUUUAGGCUAGAGAAGUACUUAGUUUAAGUUUUGGAAAAUGUUGUGGUUUGGGUUAAAAUGACUUACUUCAGAUGCAAACAUGUGUACUGCACAUUAUGUAUUAGGGGUGUACAAAGUAACCAUUACAAACUGGAAAUUGGUUUUCAAGUUAAAGAUACUACUGCACUGAUUUGCCGACCUCCGGAUCAGUCUAAAUGUAUUGUGGCUUGAUUUUAAUGUUAUGCUGCUAUGCUGCUACACCCUCACAGUGCCAGCGGUGCCAUCUAACAUCUAGACACGUGACAUUGGUUGUAAUAAGCUGCGUUUACUGUUGAACUGUAUGAUCGUUAUUCAUAUAAUUAUUAAUUGGGACCUCCAGUCUUGGGAUUGAGUAGUUUCUGUUUCUGCCAGCACAGCUAACAUAAUGUAGUUACAGAUCUAAAUUGAAUAUUUGAGUUUUAGCUCUUUAUGAAUGUAGCUGCACACAUUUACACCUAAUGAUAUCAAACCCAAACUCUAAGUUGCCCUAUUGAAUGAAGAUAUUUUAAAGAAACAUAACAUUGCUUAUUUUAUAUUAAAUAUAGAAUAUCAAAGAGCUCGUAUGAUCAAAUUUCUCCUAAUUAUUUUGUUCAGAACUGGACAGUAAAGUAAGUUGGAAUGAGCCCCUUUGGUGCAGUGUUUCUUACUUGGUCUUUUGCUCAGGGUUUUGGGGUGUCUGCUCCAUGCAGUCGUAGAAGUGUUUUAUAUUUGUUGGUUGUCACGGGAUUAUUUGCCCACUCUGUGCCCUCCGCUGACUCUACACAGCUAAAAUACGCCCUCUUUCUUGUCGUUUGAUAGAAGCAGAUUAUUCUCCCAAAAUAUGAAGACAGGAACAAUUUGUGCGCAGGGAACACACACAGCGCCAUCAAGCUGUGUUAAUGUAAUUAAUUCACUCUUCCUGGUACCGCUCUUUUUACAACCCAACACUUCACUCACUGCUUUGCGUUUAGUACUAAAUGAGUGAGCAGUGGCCUCCCAGCAUGCAACUCUCCACCAACGCCGCGUUGUCCAGCUCUGUAAAAGCGGAGUGUCCUCGGGUCGGCUACUGUCAGCCUCAUGGUAUCCAGCGUGAUGCUAAUCAGAGAGAACUGGAAAACCAAGCGGAAGAUGUGCCAUGCAGAGCUUACCCAUAAUGCUCAGCUCAAGUAAACAGCACUUGCAGGAGUAGCAAGAGGGGCCAGGGAACACUGCACAGACAUAUAGGGUGUCAAAUCACAUAUUACCUCAAACAGAGCAGUCUCAUCUUAAACCCAACAGCCAAGCCUUGUUACUAGAGACAAAACACACAGGGAACAAAGAUUGUUGUAUAGCUUUGUUGUAUUCAACACAUGUCAUGAGCAAAGGGUUGUUUGCUCGGCUUGAUUUUGUUUGGGUGGGGGGGCUUUGAUGGCGUCACUUUGAUUUGGAUUAGCAGAACAGAAUUGGGAGAACCAGACAGAAAUAAUGAAAAAGUUUGUGCUGAGCACAACUCGGAUCAUACUUUUGUUGCAUUUUGUUUCCUUUUUUUUCCUCUUGAAAUAGUAAAGAAUCUAUAAUGACUAAUCUGGUGCAUAACCAGGCUACAAUGCUCUGUAGCAGCUGUUGUGGGGUAAAAAUGACACAUUCCAUUAAAAGUCUGUAAAGAGUAAAGAACAGCUACUAAAAACGUUCUGCUUUAUAUCUGCACAGACAGAAUGGAACUUCACCAGGAGAAGAACUCAUACAUUUGGUAUUUUCCUUCUGUUUAUGUCCUCAUUGAUCAUUCAGUCACCACUUUGAUCACUGGAAAUUGCUGUCUCAUCUGAUAUGUUAAAUGCCACAUUACAAUGUAAGACCCAGAUCCCCGGGGUGAAUGCAUACUUGAAAAAUGAUAAAAAAGAUUCUUGCUUUCAUGAGAUUUCGGAAGGCAAAAGAGUUGUAAUGUUUUUUCAGUGCACACAAAUCUACAAUGCAUGCAUCAUUAGUAAUGUCCUGUUUCAUCUUUAUUUCGAUAUUUCUACGGUAAAGAAACUGUCAUUUUGAAAUUGUUUCAAAUAAAUGUA
Acanthopagrus latus (yellowfin seabream) is the source of this 8004-nucleotide messenger RNA. It is a transcript of the gene sorcs3a, whose product is annotated as sortilin related VPS10 domain containing receptor 3. Lineage: Eukaryota; Metazoa; Chordata; Actinopteri; Spariformes; Sparidae. The record is from RefSeq and is a predicted model, not a curated record. Gene Ontology annotation, molecular function: protein binding. The transcript is spliced from 27 exons. Bases 112 to 3825 code for a protein of 1237 amino acids. Gene Ontology annotation, cellular component: membrane.